AUGGAGAAUUCCGUAUUAGAUGUACAAAAUGGUCAGUGUCUCCUAAAUGUAGUAGUAUCACUCUCCUACUUAUUCCUCUUUUCAACAUUCCCACUUAUCCUAACCCCUAACAUCCUACCUCCAAUUUCCAUCUCUUUACAUAUCCCCCCUCUCUAUUCUCAUCCCAACCUCUCAGUUAUUUGAGAGAUUCUUCGUUUGUUUGUUUCAUCCUCUCCGGAUUAGUCAACGUCUAAAUAAAUAUAUCCACAUCGCAAAAAAUAUCCCCCCAUCCAUCCACACGAGUAGCACUCACACAUCCCUCAUAUGCUGUUCAUAUGACAUGCUCGCCCUAUUUCUAUAGGCGCGUGCGCCAUUGAUUUUUACCUAGUUCUCUAGCUAAUAGUGUAUAGAAUUUUUCUCUUUCUUUUAGCUAUCCUCGCAUCUAACAGAAUAUUAAGACCCUCGCUAAAAAUUCGUUUAUUAGGCUGUCCUUCAAUUUUUCUUAGUUUUUGGCUUCAAAACACCCUUCAAACAGAAUAAAAAAUAUAUAAUUUAUUACGCUAGCUUUUAAGACUUCUACAUAGUAUGUAUUUAUUUAUUUAUUUAUUAGUUUAUAAUUGCGUUCCCCUUUUUGCUAUAGUAAUUGUUAGUUUCCGAAAGGUUUUUGCAAAAUUACUUUUAUCCUUUCCUAGAAAUCGAGUAGGUUAUUUAUUAUUUCUAUAGUUGGGAUAUGGUAAUUAGAGACAUGAUUAGGAGCAAAUAGAUCCGUAGGAGAGAAUUAUACCUCGGGAAAAAUAUCGAUAUCGACCUUUCUUUUGUUCAAGAGAGAGACGGAGCGAGACAGGAUCCCGCGCGGAAUACCGCUCCCGCAAUUUUUUCGAUUUGCGGGAGUUCCCGCGGGAUACCGCCCCCGCAAUACCGCGCUUUUUUCAAUUUGCGGGAGUUCC
Molecule: messenger RNA, 926 nt
Organism: Meloidogyne enterolobii
Lineage: Eukaryota; Metazoa; Nematoda; Chromadorea; Rhabditida; Meloidogynidae
Source: the annotation of a GenBank genome assembly